AGCGUGAACUGCUGCUAUCUUGGCCUGUCUUUCCUCUCCUGGUCCCUCUACCCCUCAUGGGUUAUGGUAUCAUACAAUUCUGGGGACAGUUCAGGCACACAGGGCUAGGCAUGGAUGUGAAUUGAGAAAAGAAAGGACGAGAAGAAGAAAAAAAGAAAAUAUAGAGACAAGUCAAAAGGGUCAUGGUUUCCCCAUCAAUCGAAGAAAUGGAAAAUAGAGAUAAACCUAGGAUCUUGGACAGCGUGUCUUCCAGCAUAUCUAACCCCCUCAUCUCCAUUAUCGGCUUGCCGUCCCAUCGAACCCCUACGGCACUUCACACCCAAGAAUUGUCGGUCAGUCAGCUGAAAGAAAUAGCUAGUCGGUUUACAGCAUCUGGGGCAGAUAUAGAAAACGAUUUGGAAGAUCCAGGACCAGAAGAAAAAGGCACAAGGAAAGCAGAGGCAAUUAUCCACUGCCAUCUUGGUCGAUUGGAUUGAUCUUGAUUUGUGCAACGAUAUUACGGCCUGCUUCUCGAGAAAGGUAUAGAUCAAGGCACGAAGAGAAAUACAGAGAAAGACUCCCGCGUCAUAAGCAAGCAGGGAGUGUCAGCUUUUUUUUUUUUUUUCCCUUUCAUCUCAAUCUUGCGAAUUAUUCUUUCCCAUCUACAGGCAUUCCCUCACCACGGACACUCCCACGGUACGCCACAACAGGCGAACAAUAACGAAGAAAGAAAAAAAUUUGGAUUUUUUAAAUCACCAUUUUUUUCUCCCUCUUUCUCUCACCACUGCUCCUACUGCUGCUAGUGCUUCAUACUGCUAGUCACAAAUACUGCUACUGUUGAAUUACCGGUGCAGUAGCAGUUUCUCUUGCUCAUUAUCAUACCGUUACUGUUAUCGUGCUACUACCGUUACUUGUGUUGCUCUUACUACCGCUGCAGUAAGACCUCAACGAACCCGCUACCCAAAAACCCAGGCUCGCUACACGUUAGCGCCAUCCACUCCCCACAUUCCGUUGCGGAGACAGGAAGUCAACCACCCCAUCCAUCUUUCGACGGUUGCGGAUGAGUGCGCUUCCUCGCCCCCUUGCUUCAGUCCCCGUCACCCAUCCACUAUCCUUACAAAUGCUCAACGCUUCACACUACAAUCACGAAAUACUGAAGUUUAAGCCCAAACAUUGCUAUCCCAUGGCUUCCUCUCGUUCUACCUUCGAUUUCUAUGGCUUUGAGGCCCGCUUCAAUGCUUCGUCGCCCCCCGCCCCGGUCGGCCCCCCACUGCUUGAUACUCACGAGCAAAAAGGACUUGAGAACUGGUUUGAGAGCAUCGGAUCAGGCUCUGUGGCCUCUUCAAAUUUAUUUGAUACCGAACUUCCCGAUGAUUCCCCCUACUGGUCAUCAGAUAUGCCUUCGAGUUAUCAGAACACUAUCCCGGAAAUGCCAUCACGCCACCAUCAUCAUCAAUACUUGAGUGGUGGCAUGGAUGGAUACCUCACCAGCAGCUCGGUCUCCGCCGCACCUAUGGCUGCGCCUUCGCAGAUUGAUAUAAACGCCUUUAACACUAGCCGUGGGCUACUGCAACGCCAACAAGGGCAGACUUCUCAGCAACUCAACAAUCACAACCUUCUCAACUUUGGCACUGAUACAAACUUUGCACCUAACGGGUACCACCCUCCCACACUUCCGGUACCACUCGAGGACAAAGAGGUGGAGGUCCGCUCGAGGGUUUACGCUGCGUUCAGGAAUGAUUCUACUGUCACUACCGCUGUAAACUCGCCCACUGAAAUAAAGUACGAGCAAGGCGGAGGAGAUACGGAGGACGAUGAUUCCGGCACGCCCGUGUACGAUGAUAACGAGAGUACGCCAUCCCCUUCAAGAAACAGUGCGAUGUUAAAGAGGCGCAUGGAUGGAGGGGACGACUUCUCCAAGUCGGCCCGUAAACCGCGGUCCCGAAAGUCGGAGGCAAGCAUGCGAAUGGCCAAGAAGAAGGCUGGUGGCCAGAAAAGGGACAACUUGACCGAGGCACAAAAGAGGGAAAAUCACAUACAUAGCGAGCAGAAGCGUCGAAACCUCAUUCGUCAGGGUUUUGAAGACCUCUGUUCCCUGGUUCCGGAGCUCUCGUCCGGGGGUUAUAGUAAGAGUGCGGUUCUGGUACACGCCGCCAAUUAUUUGGAUGAUCUCAAGAAGGGAAACGUUCGAUUACGCUUGUAUUUGCAGCAACUCCAGCAACUGCAGAUGGAUCGGGGUUACUAGUUAUGCGUGGGCGCUUUGAUUUUGGGGUGGAGUACGCGUUGGGGUAUUUGUGGGUUAGGGUAAAAUACCAGCAAGUAGAGCGGUGGUAACAAAAUGCUUUAUGGGAGGCCGGAGUUAUUGGUUUCAUUGCUUUCCUUCCACUCUAUUCCAUUUUCAUAUUUUUCGUUUUUUCCCUUCUUACUCAUCUGGACAAUGAUGACAACCGGAGGUGUACGACCAGGGAGGAGCCUCUGUUUCUGUAUUUUUCUGGAGUUGAAUUCUCUGUGUAUCUUUUCCCCCCUUCUAUUCUCUUCUAUUAUUUCCCCUUCACUUCAGGCUCUUGCUUAUCUGAGACCCUUUUCUGGCUGCAGUCCCUUUUGUUCUAAUUAAUGUAUUACGGACCGUACCGGGGCGCCCGCAACAAGUAUGAUGGUCACUGGUUGCCUAGUUAUUGGCUCGUUCUGUCUGCCGUUU
Messenger RNA from Tuber melanosporum (Perigord truffle), 2677 nucleotides. RefSeq lists its product as uncharacterized. The coding region runs from base 1163 to 2224 and encodes 353 amino acids. Lineage: Eukaryota; Fungi; Ascomycota; Pezizomycetes; Pezizales; Tuberaceae. Gene Ontology annotation, molecular function: protein dimerization activity; RNA polymerase II cis-regulatory region sequence-specific DNA binding; DNA-binding transcription factor activity, RNA polymerase II-specific. The transcript has 2 exons. The record is from RefSeq and is a predicted model, not a curated record. Gene Ontology annotation, biological process: regulation of transcription by RNA polymerase II.